ACAUGGUUCAGAUGGAUAUAUAAAUGCUUCCCGGCACAGGACAGUUUGAGUUCCGUCACUCUCUCUCUUCGUAUUUGUGGUUCUUUCGUGUGUGUUGCAGGUUGCCGGACUGUGAUGGAGCGCUGGCAGGGAAGAGUGGCUCUGGUGACCGGCGCCUCGGUUGGGAUUGGGGCGGCUAUAGCGGUAGAGCUGGUCCGGCUCGGUAUGAAAGUGGUGGGCUGCGCCAGGGACGUCGGGAAAAUCCAGAAACUGGCAGCAGAGUGUCAGAGCGCCGGCCACCCUGGUGUUUUGGUCCCAUUCAAGUGUGACUUGAGCAAAGAGGAAGAGAUUCUGUCCAUGUUCGCAGCGAUCAAGGAGCAGCACAAAGGUGUGGACGUGUGCAUCAACAACGCUGGCUUGGCUCACCCAGAGCAGCUCCUAAACGGCAAAACCAACAGCUGGAAGAACAUGAUGAAUGUGAACGUUCUUGCACUGAGCAUCUGCACACGGGAAGCUUAUCAGUCAAUGAAAGAGAGAAACGUGGACGAUGGGCACAUUAUAAAUCUCAACAGCGUGUGUGGACAUCACGUCUUACCUGUUGCUGAUCUGCAUUUCUACACUGCCACCAAGUAUGCUGUGACUGCUCUGACUGAGGGCCUGAGACAGGAGCUGCGUGCUGAAAAGACCCAUAUCCGAGCCACGUGCAUUUCUCCUGGUUUAGUGGACACAGAAUUUGCAUCACGGCUCCACAGUGACAAUCCCGAGAAAAAAGAUGGGAUAUAUGCUGCGUAUAAGUCUUUGGAAGCAAAAGAUAUCGUCAGUGCUAUCGCAUAUGUGCUCAGUGCCCCUCCUCAUGUUCAGAUUGGAGACAUUCACAUUGAAGCUGUGUAGCACGAGUCACUGAAGUUGUUCCCUUGGCAACCCCAAUACUUUUGUGGCCUUCCUGUUUUCAAAAUGGCCUCUGAGGAUGUUACCAUCACUGUGUGUUUCUUCAGUCUCUUUGACAAGUUGCAUCAUGUGCUCUCUCAUAUAAUCUUACUUCUUAACUACAUUUAUCAGGGUGCUGAAACUUUGUACUGAAAAGUUUGAAUGUAUGAAAUAAAAUGAUUUUCAGGGGACCUUUA
Molecule: messenger RNA, 1103 nt
Organism: Oreochromis niloticus (Nile tilapia)
Lineage: Eukaryota; Metazoa; Chordata; Actinopteri; Cichliformes; Cichlidae
Product: dehydrogenase/reductase SDR family member 11
Exons: 7
Coding region: 115-870 (251 amino acids)
Source: RefSeq, a predicted model, not a curated record